GCUGCCCACUGUACUCCAGUACCACGGCAACAAGCUGCUCACAGUGCUCCAGUACCACGGUGACAACAGGUGGCGGAGCGGGGACCAUGUCGGGCGAGGACGUGGCGGCGGACGCGCAGCAACUGCAGGAUCUGGAACUACAGAUCGACCAGACUGCUUUCUAUUUAACAAAAGUUUGGGAAGUCACAUCAUCUCUUUCAGCUCAAGUGGAAGACCUAACUGCAAAAUGUUCAGCAAAUGCUCAGUUUCUGAAAGCAUGGAGGGAUCUACUCAAAGAGGGGUAUGAAUCCCUGAAGCCAGACAACUGAUCAGAAAGAUGAGCAAUAUUAUUCUUUGAAGAACAUCAUGUUUGAUGUUGGAAGCCUAAUGACUCACUUUUAAAGUCAAGAAAGCCAUCAUCACUAGUAAACCAAAUGAAUAUAUAGCUAUCUAAAGAAGAGAAGAAUGGGAAAUAAUGGUAAAUAUAGUGUACAUAAGUACAUUCUAGAAGAUAUUUAUGUUGGAUAUUAAUUUGGUCCAAAGUGUAUCUUGCCAAUAAAUUGAAAGUUUUUAGCUCCUUGGGUCUAAGAAGAACAGCUGAAAUGAGCUGAAUCAAGAAAAUUAUCAUUUGAAACAGAAGUAAUUCUUCAAAGUUAAAAUGUACAUUUGUUUAGGCCUUGUCCACAAGUAGUUAUGUUACAUUUUGAUUCUUUCUAAUUGUCUUAGUUAAAUGAGAGGGAGACUUGUAUAUUUCCUUUGCCAUUAACCACAACUCUGACUUUUCUCCACUCCAGUCUUUGGAAUGCUCGAACUACAUUUUUUGAAUAUUAUUCUGCAAAUGGAUCUUCAUGUCUUGAUUCUGACUGAUAUAAAAACAUGGGCAGUGAACCCUAAAGUUGUUUACUAUCUCGAUAAAUGUGCCUCCCCUUAGUUACUUUAAUGUAAUCAGAAGCAUUGGUGAAAUAUUUUAUUUCUUACUGUGUGCUUUGCAUAUGGUAAGAAAUUAUUAGCAGAAGAAGGAUUAUACCUGGAAGCAUACCGAAUUCUGUGGCUGUUUUUUUCCCCUUUUAAGAUCUAAAUCAUCUAUAGUUUAUUGACCAUUCCAGUCAUAGCGAUGAUUAUAUUUUUGAGGGUUUUCUAUACAUUAGCAUUAAAAUGGCCGUACGUUUAAGAAAAGUGCAUUGCAGCAGCAAGUUUUGAUUAUAGUUAUUUGAUAUUCUUGAUAUUGAAAUGUUUUUAAAAUUAUCAAGUCUUUUGGGCAUAGUGGACAGUUUACUACUUAGCUUGAUUUUAAUUUUAGAAUUAUUAAAAAUAAAAUAUAUACACAAUACAACCAUUUAGUUUUUUCCUAAAAUAUAAAACACAAUACUAGUAAUAAUCAGGUCAAGCAACAAUGUGGAGAGAAAUAAACGUAGCAUGUCAAUGAUCGUUCAUCUUAAUCUUCAAUUGAAAUAUUAACUCAUUGUCUCUGUAGAUGGUUAACUUAUUGAACAUUUCCAUAAUUUUCUGCAGCAUCUUCAAUUUCUUUGGUGUUUUUUUUUCUCUGAAUUGUUAAUCUUUUUAUGUAGAUCCUCUAUGACUCAUUACAUUUCUUUGAUACAGUAUAUUGUACUGUCACAGGGAGGGGGUACCGAUUUUCAUUAUAUAAGUUCCAUCUUUUGCUAUCCUUUUCUAUCCUUUGUAUUCAGUGUUUGUUUGGAGCAGAUGUCUUGUGUAUUUGAUGUAUAUCCAUUAAACGGAACACUUUCAGAAAAAUGUUAUUUAGGUAUUCAUAUGCUGUAGUGACAUUGCCAAAUUAUUAAAUAAAAUUUCAUAUUAUGCAGUCAAA
Molecule: messenger RNA, 1807 nt
Organism: Amblyraja radiata (thorny skate)
Lineage: Eukaryota; Metazoa; Chordata; Chondrichthyes; Rajiformes; Rajidae
Product: renal cancer differentiation gene 1 protein
Exons: 3
Coding region: 87-308 (73 amino acids)
Source: RefSeq, a predicted model, not a curated record